This is a messenger RNA of Hibiscus syriacus, 1435 nucleotides long. RefSeq names its product sorting nexin 1-like. NCBI's taxonomy places the organism in Eukaryota, Viridiplantae, Streptophyta, Magnoliopsida, Malvales, Malvaceae. Gene Ontology annotation, molecular function: phosphatidylinositol binding. The record is from RefSeq and is a predicted model, not a curated record. Gene Ontology annotation, cellular component: endosome.
AUGGAGCAGCAAAGAAGUAUCGGGUCGUCGCAGAGCCCCAGAUCUCCAUCGUCUCAGCCAUAUCUGUCAGUUUCCGUGACGGAUCCCGUUAAAUUAGGAAAUGGCGUCCAAGCUUACAUAUCCUAUCGUGUCAUCACCAAGACCAAUUUCCCAGAAUACCAAGGCCCGGAAAAGAUUGUUAUUAGGCGUUACAGUGAUUUUAUUUGGUUACGCGAUCGCCUUUUCGAGAAGUACAAAGGCAUUUUCAUUCCUCCUCUUCCCGAAAAGAGUGCUGUAGAGAAAUUUCGGUUUAGUGCUGAAUUUAUUGAAAUGAGACGCCAAGCACUGGACAUAUUUGUUAAUCGGAUUGCUUCUCAUAAUUUGCUUCAACAGAGUGAAGAUCUUAGAACCUUUUUGCAGGCGGAUGAAGAGACAAUGGAGAGACUGAGAUCUUAUGAGACUGGUAUUUUCAAAAAGAAGCCUGCUGAUUUGAUGCAGAUCUUCAAGGAUGUACAGUCUAAGGUCAGUGAUGUUGUCCUCGGAAAGGAAAAACCUGUUGAAGAAUCAAAUCCCGAAUAUGAGAAACUUAAACACUAUGUUUUUGAGCUUGAAAACCAUUUGGCUGAAGCUCAGAGGCAUGCAUAUCGUCUUGUAAAGAGACACAGAGAGUUGGGGCAAUCACUAUCUGAUUUUGGUAAGGCAGCCAAGCUUCUCGGUGCUUGUGAAGGACAAGCUCUUGGGAAGGCAUUUUCUGAUCUUGGGGCUAAAUCUGAGCUGCUAUCAGCACAGCUGCAGAAGGAGGCCCAUCAACUCUUAAUGAAUUUUGAAGAACCCUUGAAGGAUUAUGUUCGUGCUGUUCAAUCCAUAAAGGCUACAAUAGAGGAGAGAGCCAAUGCAUUCAGGCAACAAUGUGAACUAGCUGAAACAAUGAAGUUGAAGGAGAUAAAUCUUGACAAGCUCAUGCUAACACGCUCUGACAGGGUGGGAGAAGCUGAGCAUGAAUACAAGGAGUUGAAGGCAGCGAGUGAGGAGGCAACAAGAAGAUUUGAGACAAUAGUUCGACUGAUGAAUGAAGAGAUUGUACGUUUCCAGGAACAAAAAACUCAAGACAUGGGGAUUGCUUUUCAUGAAUUUGCCAAGGGACAGGCCCGACUGGCAAAUAGUGUUGCAGACGCUUGGCGAAGUCUCCUUCCUAAGCUCGAAGCUUGCUCCUCUGCGUAACGAAUGAAGGCGGGUUAUUAUCAUUGAAUUUAUUCCUCGUCCUGGGUAGUUCUAAGAUUUGGGGAAUCGCUGAAUGGCUCUUGCUAUGUAAAAAAAGCACGACUAUCAGGAGCUUGUUCUGCCAUUUCAUGUUGUACUACCAGUUGUGGUACGGUUUGACCCGGUUCUACUUGCAUUUUAAACCGAAAUGUUAAAAGUCAAUGACCCGGCUCUACUUAAAUUACAAGAUGGGACA